AACGCCGCCCCGCCCGGACUACAGCUCCCGGCAGGCCCCGCCGCGGCGGGGGCGUCACGCAGCCCGGCCCUCCCGCCGGCCAAUCGGGCGCCGGGCGGCCGUCGCCGGCGGCCAAUGGCGUGCGGCCUUGGGUGGGCCGUGCCGUUGCUAGGGGCAGCGGCGACCCGGAAGUUGUGGCGGCGGCGGCGGCGGCGGCGGCGCGGCCCCGCGGGACCUGUGGGCCUCCGUGGGAGCGAUGGGCGGGCGGCGGGUCCCCCCGCGGCUCCGGGCGCGGCCCGGGAGCCAUGGCAGGAGCGUUGGUGCGCAUUGGUGACCAGCUCAUCCUGGAAGAAGGUUACGAUGAGACGUACGUUCCCAGCGAGCAAGAAAUCCGGGACUUUGCACGGGAGAUCGGGAUUGACCCUGAGAAGGAGCCAGAGCUGCUGUGGCUGGCCAGGGAAGGCAUCGUGGCUCCGUUACCACCCGAGUGGAAGCCUUGCCAAGACAUCACCGGUGAUAUCUAUUACUUCAACUUUGCUAACGGCCAGUCCACGUGGGACCACCCCUGUGAUGAUCACUACAGAGAACUUGUUGUUCAGGAGCGAGAGAAACUAAUGGCAAGCGGCAGCUUGAAAAAGAAAGAGAAGAAGAAGAAGAAAGAAAAGAAAGAGAAGAAAGACAAGAAAGAGAAGCAGUCGCUGAAGCCACCCACUCCCCCAGGCACCCUGCUCGCACCCGUCCAGGCGCCCCUGGGGAACCUCGCUCCGCUGCGUGGCCUCGCGGCGCCUCCGGCCGGCAUCCUUCGCGCCUCGCCGAGCUUGGACGUGGGCAGCUCGGCGGACUCCAGCCUCGGGGCCAAAGGAGAGACACAGCCUGCAGAGACCUGUAAGCCCACCGGCCAGGCCAAGAAGUUGCUGAGCUUGGUGUGCCAAGAGCAGAGCUCCUUGAAUGCGGCGGCCCUAGAUAAAGGGAGAAACGAGGAGGAAGAAAGUGAGAAUGAGAGUCUCCGUGGGACAGCAAGACUGUUCAAAAACCUGCACGUGGAUGUCAGCGCCCUGGGAGGCGGCUUUGACUCCGAGGAGAACAGCAAAGCAGAGGAGGAAGACUGUGGCGGCCGGCUAGCUGAUGCUGCUGAAGCUGAUCUCCGGCACCGGAGGAGUCCUGCCGAGGAAGCUGGCAGCCCGAGAGAGGUGAAGGAGUCUUUAAAAUCAAGACACGCUCAAGACGGACAAGAGUCUUCCUUGGAUUCUGACGCUGCGUGCCCUCCGACUCCAGUUCAAGUCCUUCCUGGAGAUGCUGACAGUAGCCUGUCUGGCCAGAACAAGGAGGAGUCCGCUGGGAAUGAGCUGCUGGGCAAGCAAGACGCUGAGGUGGAAGGUGACGUCUCUGCAGCUGAUGAGCUGCCACAGUCUCUGGGGGAGAGGAGCGCAGCAGGGACAGAUGUGCCCAGCGGUCCUGGGCAACCUCGAGCCGCGUCUCCAGCUGCUGAAGCUGCUGAGGCAGAUCAGCCGGCAAGCCUGGCUGCCGCCGCCGACACCGUGUCUGUUGGUGAAGAGGUAGUGAAGGAAAUGAGGGAAGAAGCAGCAGCUGAUCUGAAAACAGACAGCGGGCUGGAUGCUGGCAAAGUUUCAAAGGCGUCCGAGAGCAGCGACUGUGGGGAGGGCUUGCCAGUCUCCAACUGCUCGGACCGUGACCCGAUUCGGCCGAUGGACUUGGGCUUCCACAGUCGGCUUUCUGAGCAGGUGCUGGAUGUGGGGGUUCUGUCUCCUGCUUCGGACAGCCCCAUGUGCAAGGCCCAGGAGCUGGGAGAAGAGGAAAAAGACCAAAGCAAAGCCAGUAUAGAGGAAGAGCAAAGCAAAAGAACAAAAGCGGCUGAGAGCGGGAGGGAUCGAAGUGCUUGUGAAACACCAGAAGAGAAGAGUUUUGCUUUCCAAAAUCUCAGUCGGGAGGAGGCCGUGGCCCGGGAGCCGGAGGAGGGGUCGCUGGAUAGCCUAAUCGGUCUGGAGGAGCUUGCCGCCCUGCAGAAAGCGCGACCCGAGAAGGAAGUCAAGCGCGAGCAGCCCUUGAACCGGCCUAGUGAAGAAUCCCUGGAGGGAAUAGCCAAGGAGCUGGAGCUGGAGCUUGAGCAAGAGAAAAUGCAUUUAUUGCAAGCGAAAAAGGAGAAAAUUCAGCAAUUCCAGGAGGAGAUGAGGCAGCAGGAAGAAGAGGAAGCUGAGAAGCUUCAUCAGCAGAAAGAAAAAUCCCUCAGGUCUCUAAGAGAAGAUUUGGCAAAGCUUGCUGAGGAGGAAGAGUUGCGUGUCCGAAAGGAAGAAAGCGAGAGACUCUCAAAGCUGCGAGCCAAAAUCACCUCGGAGACUGAGGCAGAGAAGGAGAAGAUAAGGGCAGAGCAAGAGGUCACACUGCAGAAACUGAAAGGGGAAUGGGAAUCCCAGCAGCUAGUGGAGAAGGAGAGCCUGGAGAGGAAGCAGCAGCUUGUUUUGGAGAAAAUGAAGCUGGAAAUGAAGGCAGCUCAGCAGAAAGAGACGGCUGAGCUGGAACGAGAGAAGAAACAAUUCCUGAGUGAGCUCAAGGAGAGAUUAGACAGGGAAAAGAAGAAGGCAGCAGAAGAGCUAGAGAAACAGUUUGCGAUUGAACUCCAGCAGCUGAAAUCUGCGGCAGAAGAGAAGCAUCAUAAGGUCAUUUCCAGCCUGCAAGCCCAGAUAGCAGAGACACGGAGGAGCGAGGAGGCUCAGCUGCGUGAAGACUUGCAGAGAGCAGAGCAGAAAGUGCAGCAAAAAGCGUAUCAAGCGGCAGAAUACGAAUGCGAGCUCAGCGAGCUUAUGAGAGAGAAACGCCAGGAAGUGGAAAAAGACCACGAGAGGAAGAUGGAGAGGAUGAAAGAGGAGCACCGGGAGGUCCUGGCGCGGAUUCGGGAUCAGUGUGAGGAGGAGGAGAGAAAGCAAAGAGCGGAGCUGUUCGAAGGGCUGCGCAGUGAGAUGGCGCGCCUCCGGCAGCUUCAUGAAGCGGAGGUGAGAGCUCUGCAGGCAGAGCUGGAUGGGCGGCUCGCCGCAGCGCAGCACAGGCACAGGGAGAAGGAAAGAAAACUCCAGGCUUCGGAAGAGGAGCUGGAAACGCGUGCAAAGAACGUCAAAGCCAGAUCGGUGCAGCUCCUGAGCCAGGAGGAGUCUCUGAGAAAGAAAAGGCAGCAGCUGCUGGAUGAAGACAGACGGACUGAGCUAGAAAGAGAUGAAGCUGCCUUUGCUUCUCAGCUGCGCCUGGAGGAGAACAGGAGGGAGCAUGCCAGCCUCCUUGAGUCCAUCCGGCAACUGCGUAGGUCUCUGGAAGAGCUCCAGGACCAGAAAGCUGAGCUGGAGGCCCAGGUGGACUUGCUGCAGACGCGAAGCCAGAGGCUGCAGAAACGCAUCGGUGAGCUGGAGGCAGCUGUCAGGAGCAAACAGGAGACUCUGAAAGAGCUGGAGGCAGAAGGAGGUGUGGAGUCUCCAGGAAGGAGAGCUGAGCUCCAUGUUGAAGACCUGAGAGAAACUGUUGAAGCUCACUCGUCCAGAGAGCCUGCUUCCCCACCCUCUCAGAGCCGUGAGGACAGCGACUUCCAGUUUGAUCGUGUCAGGAGCUACAUCUCCGCGGAAGGGCUCUCCAUCAGGAACGCCAAGGAGUUCCUGGUGCGCCAGACCCGCUCCAUGAGGAAGAGGCACACAGCCCUGAAAGCUGCAAAGCAGCAGUGGCGCCGGGAUAUGCAGAAAGCCCAGGAGGUGGUGCAGGAUCCCGACAGCUCCCAGCUGCUGGAGGGCGUGCGCAAGAACCUGGAGGAGGAAGCGAAGCAGUUGGACAAGAUGAAGUCGGCUAUGCGGAAAGGACACGUGCUGCUGAAGAGGAAGGAGGAGAAGCUAAGCCAGCUGGAGUCCUCGCUGCUGGAGGAGCUUUCAGAUGAAGAUACACUGAAGAGUGCCGCAUGCAAGAAGAUGGUGACUUUUGAUCUCAGCAACUCUGAGGACACCAACAGCACAUCCAGCGUAAAUCUACAGCAGCCCCGAUUCGAUUUGAGAACCGAUUUCCAGCCCGGCCCCCAGCUGGACAAGAUCCAGUACUUGACAGAAUCUCUGCAGCGUAUCACUAACGAACUGAACGGGGUCCUUGGCAUCUUGGGCUCUCUGAGCAACCGCCAGUCUCCGCUCUUCACCUCGACGCCCUGCGACGGCAUCCCUCUUUCCACCUACGCCUCCUUGGCGGGGCUGCAGGGCGGGGGCUCCCCGGGGGCCCCCGCCGGGCUGUCUCUGGUGGACCAGUGGGCCUGGAGCACUGGGCUGAGCUCUAGUCGCUCUUUCGCGGCGGGACAGUCAGUGGACAGCAUCCUGGCAGAGAAGUGGCACAAAUAUUUCCCAGGUGGGUUCCCGUUGCUCAGUGGAAGUUCCAAGUCCCUGGACAGCAAGCUGGGAUACGUACCUGCAGAGGAUCAAAUACGGCUGUUCCAGCACUCCCAGUUCCCGAGCCAUGAGUCAGACAAGAUGAGUAUUCAAGGCAUGAUUGAGACCAACAAGAAGUGGCUAGAAGACUUCAAGAGGGACUCAAAAGUACCUCUCUUCCCAGGUGCACAGAAGCCCCCCGCCAGCAGCCCCAGCCUACUUCAGCUAGGACUGGAUGAAAACAGGCAAAUCAAAGUGUACCAUUACUAGAAGGUGGGACUUGGAGCCGGUGGGCGAUGGUGACGGGGGCCCGUGCAGUCUCCCUAAUGAUACAUUGGGUUUCAGUGAUGCCCAGCCAUCUCUGCUGUGUCUUUGUGCUGUGCCCUUGAAAUAAAGUCUCUCCUCAGGAGAGUGGAGGAAGGAGGAAGUGAACUUCCCAGGUGGAUUCUUCUAAUCCCCUAAUGUCUCCAAACAUACUUUAUAGACUCUUUAAUCCAGCGGUGAAAUAGCAGGGCUUCAAUAAAUCAACAGUGUUCUCAUUAGUAUUCCAA
This is a messenger RNA of Tyto alba (common barn owl), 4930 nucleotides long. It is a transcript of the gene CEP164, whose product is annotated as centrosomal protein 164. Lineage: Eukaryota; Metazoa; Chordata; Aves; Strigiformes; Tytonidae. The coding region runs from base 285 to 4649 and encodes 1454 amino acids. Gene Ontology annotation, molecular function: protein binding. The record is from RefSeq and is a predicted model, not a curated record. The transcript has 32 exons.